CCGUGCCACACGGGCGCCGAAAAUGGCAUUCAGUAGUUAAGGCCUUAAGUUCCUGAAUGACAUUUUUUUCGGCGGAGCUGCCACACGUCGUAGUUAAAUGACAUUUGACACGAUGGUGUCGAUGGCAGCGUCUUCUGAAGUGAGCAAUUUUAUGGUAUUAAUUAAAAAAUAAAUAUGCAUUUUGAAGUUUAUGCAUUUAAAACUACCGUAGUAAACAGUGAAAUGUACAAAUAAGCAUACUAUGGUACGGUUAGCGUGAGUUUUUUUUACUGUCUUUUAGAAUCGACCAUAGCAACUCUGGCCAAUGUAUGUCAAAUCCGGAACCCAUAAACAAAAUGGCGCCUGCUCUAUCGCGACCGUUGCAACGCCGACCUGAGGAAAUUCGUCGAGCACAACUCCUGUUAGCUGCGUUAAUAUGUUUCCGCGCAAAAGAUCGUGCGGAACAUCGCAGACUCCAAGAGCAAAGAGAAGCUGUGAAACGUCAGAUCUGCGACGUAGAGCUUCAGAUGUUUUCGAACUCGUUCAACUUAGUUGCCGUCGCUACCAUGUUGAGCGCAACAGCCAGAUCUCGAUGGCGCUUUUCUCGCAACCAGCGGUGGUUUGAAGACACCCUGCCUAAUUUGGGAGAAGCGCACUUCAAGAGGUGUUUUCGUGUUUCACCAGCCACGUUCAGGUAUAUCGUGGAAUCUUGUCGCAGCGAUCUGCAACGUGUAGAUACUGUAAUGACCGAGGCCAUUUCCGUGGAAAAAAGAGUCGCCGUCGCUCUCUACCGUUUGUGUUGUACUGCGGAAGACAGGACGAUUUCAGAGUUAUUUUCACUUGGCCGUUCAACAGUGAACAAAAUAUACAAGGAGUUCUGUGCAGCCGUUCUGCAAAACCUUGAGGAAGCCUGGCUCAAGAUGCCUGCACCUGCAGACAUUGAAGAUCACAUGAGGGAGUUUCAUGCCAUGACUGGGUUCCCGCAAGGCGUUGGGGCGCUCGACGGUUGCCAUUUCCCGGUGUCGCCUCCGAAAGAACAUGCUUCAGAUUACCACAACUACAAGGGGUGGUACAGUAUGAUCCUGCUGGCAAUGGUCGACCACCGUUACCGGUUCCGCUACACAAACGUCGGCUCUCCUGGGCGAUGCCACGAUGCAUUUGUUUAUGGCAGGUCGACACUUCGGAAGCUCAUUGAAAGUGAUUUAUUUCAACGUCCAACAGUUGCCAUUGAAGGUGUUCAUGUACCUCCUAUUAUUUUAUGCGAUCAGGCGUUUUCACUGACAUGUAAUCUUCAAAAGCCAUACGCAAAUGCAUUACCAAACACACCUGAAUAUGCACUUAAUUACAACUUGUCAAAAUCAAGAAGAAUUGUGGAAAAUGCUUUUGGACGAAUGAAAGCCAGAUUUCGCUUUGUUAUGAAGCGCAUGGAAUGCAGUCUUGACACUGCCAGAUUGGUCAUUAGGGCAUGCUGUGUUUUGCACAAUGUUCCAAGAACGAGUGAAGCAGUCAUGGACAGGCCAGCGCCCGUGCAACGCCCUACGAAAGCCCAGUGCUUUCUCUUCAAUGUGCCGGUUUCAACGCUGGUUGACGCCAUCAUCGACUCCGUCGAAGAAGUCGUAGGUGCCGGAGGUUUGCAGUAUCUGCAACAUCACGGCGGCAACAAGUUCUUGGCAGCUGUCCGCUCCGCGGCUCAGGCAGCCAAGAUGGCGGCGAAAGGCUCUCUGCUACUCGCCAACAAGAUCGUACCGCUGGAACGCAUGGGCACUCCAGUGGUUUAUGUGACGGUGUAUCGUCUUCCACCCUGUGUGAGUGACGACGUCCUGACUGCUGCACUUGCACCGUAUGGGAAGUGCCGAGGCAUUUCCGAUGUUGUUUUCAAGGACAGGACGGACAUCAGCAAUGACAGCCGACUGGUCAAGCUCGAGAUGGUAAAACCUCCACCGAAUUUCGUCACGGUGACUGGCUUUCGGACGCAGGAUACAUUUCAGAUCAUCGAGCUUUCACUGUCGUGCUGA
Messenger RNA from Dermacentor silvarum, 1994 nucleotides. RefSeq lists its product as uncharacterized. Lineage: Eukaryota; Metazoa; Arthropoda; Arachnida; Ixodida; Ixodidae. The transcript is spliced from 4 exons. The record is from RefSeq and is a predicted model, not a curated record. The coding region runs from base 309 to 1994 and encodes 561 amino acids.